GGCUUCUCCUCCCACCGCCUGCCUUCCCUCAGCCGGGCGGCGGCUGGAGCCGGGUGCGGGGCCGUGGGGUCGCUCCGUGCCGGGCUGCGCGGCGGAUCUGGGCUCUCUGAACCCGCCAGCUUCUUCCCCUGUUUGCAUGUGCAUUGGAGUAGUGGGUGUUGCAGUCCUUGCAGGAGUGACACCAACCUCCUGCAGUCAUGGCAGACGAGGACCUUAUUUUUCGUAUGGAAGGGAUUGAUAAUGCCAGAACCACUCCAGCAGACUCCGGGAAUUAUCUUGAUGCUGAUAGUGAUGAUGAAGACAAUUAUUUUAUCUGUCCAAUAACUGAUGAUCCAGUUUCUAACAAGUCUGCCAAUACCAAAGUAGACAAUUAUUACAGCAAUUUAGCAAAAACUGAGCAGUACAGCUCAAGCUCUUCUCCCAGGAGCUUUAGCUUUAAGGAAACCUGGAAACAUGCUAUUGAGAAAGCCAAGCAGAUGCCUGAUCCCUGGGCAGAAUUUCAUCUGGAGGACGUUGAGACGGAACACGCCACUCGCUACAGGUACAAUGCAGUUACUGGGGACUGGGUUGAAGAUGAAGUCCUUAUCAAGAUGGCUUCUCAACCUUUUGGCCGUGGUGCAAUGCGAGAGUGUUUCAGAACAAAAAAGCUGUCCAACUUCUUACACACUCAGAACUGGAAAGGUGCCUAUAAUUAUGUUGCCAAGCAGUACAUAGAGAGUGUAAGCAGGGAUGUUUAUUUUGAGGAUGUUCGACUGCAGAUGGAAGCAAAACUCUGGGGAGAAGAGUACAACCGGCACAAGCCACCAAAACAGGUGGAUAUAGUGCAGACCUGUAUUAUUGAAAUGAAGAACAGGCCUGGAAAGCCUCUCUUUCAUCUGGAACAUUACAUUGAGGGCAAAUACAUCAAAUACAACUCAAAUUCUGGAUUUGUGCGAGACGACAACAUUCGUCUAACUCCUCAAGCCUUCAGUCACUUCACCUUUGAGCGCUCAGGACACCAGCUCAUUGUUGUUGAUAUCCAGGGAGUUGGAGAUCUUUACACAGAUCCUCAGAUCCAUACAGAGAGUGGUACAGAUUUUGGAGAUGGCAACCUAGGUGUUCGAGGAAUGGCCUUGUUCUUUCAUUCUCAUUUCUGCAACAACAUCUGCAAAAGCAUGGGGCUUGCACCAUUUGAUCUUUCAUCCAAAGAGAAAGAUGCCUUGGAUUACAAUAAAAAGUUGCUUGAAUCUGCUCAGACAAUUCUCCGUGGCACGGAGGAGAAGUGCGGCAGCAGCCGCGCCAGGACGGUGUCGGGGAGUCGGCCCCCGCUGCUCUCCCGCCUGUCUGAGACCUCAGGGGAUGAAAUCAUGAGUGAUGUGGCCUUUGACUCCCUGCCCUGCUCUCCAUCCUCUGCAACCCCUCACAGCCACAAGGUGGACAUGCUUAAUUGGCCUGUGUUCAGUGAAGUAGAUAACUUGGAUCAGCUUGACAACAAAAGGGAUUUUGAAAAUGGUGGAGACAGUGGAUAUCCGAGUGAAAAGAGAAGUGAGACAGAAGAUCUGGAUCAUAGAGAGAGGGGCCAUUCAAACAGCAGCCGGAGGCAGGAGUCUGAUGAAGACAGUUUGGGAAGCUCUGCAAGGAUCAGUGUGGAGAAAUGGAAUCUUUACAACUCUGCCAGAGUUCACAUCCACAGACCAUCCUGUGUUGCCCAAGAAAUUCAGAGGCUCAAUGCACUAGAACUUGAAAAGAAAAUUGGGAAGUCAAUCCUUGGAAAGGUUCACCUGGCCAUGGUUCGCUAUCAUGAAGCCGGGCGCUUCUGUGAGAAGGACGAGGAAUGGGAUCAGGAAUCAGCCCUGUUCCACCUGGAGCAGGCUGCAGACUGCGGGGAGCUGGAAGCCAUCGUGGGCUUGGGCCUCAUGUGCUCUCAGCUGCCACAUCACAUCCUUUCCGAGGUCACUCUUGAGGAUACAAAGGAGAACAGAAAUAAAGGAUUUAAUUACUUGCUGAGAGCAGCAGAAGCUGGAGACCGGCCUUCCAUGAUUCUGGUAGCAAGAGCAUAUGAUACAGGUGUAAAUCUUGGUGCAGACAGAUCCCAGGAUUGGAAGGAGGCACUGCACUGGUACAACGCUGCACUGAACAUGACAGACUAUGAUGAGGGAGGUGAAUAUGAUGGCACCCAGGAUGAGCCCCGGUACCUGCUUCUGGCCAGGGAGGCAGAGAUGUUAAUGAUGGGAGGGUUCAACCUGGAGAAGGAUCCACAGAGAUCAGGUGAGCUUUACACAGAAGCAGCAGAAGCAGCCAUGGAGGCCAUGAAGGGCAGACUGGCAAAUCAGUACUACCAAAAAGCAGAAGAGGCUUGGGCAAUGAUGGAAGAAUGACACUGAAAUUAAGCAGUUCUUGUAUAUAAAUUUUUUUAUACACUUGCUGCAUUUGCAGCUACAAAGAUGUAUUUUUAUGUGAUGUUACCAGGUUGGGUUUUUUUCUCGUAUUUUAGUUUAUAAUUUUUUUUGAGGGUAGAAAUCUAAAUGCAAGUAGUAUGUGCCAUAUGCCAUAGCAUACUUCUGUUUGUGUUUUAAAGCUGUAAUACACACAUACUUGGGUCUUUUGUACUUUUUUUACUGUUAGAACUGAGGGGCCUAGUUUUUUUGACAAAAGAAAAUGUGGCCUUAUUUUUUAGGCUUUACAUAUCCUGUUUUUUACACAACAAAUGAUCAGUAUGUUUACAUUUUUCUUCUCCUCCCCACAUACAGAAAAACAUUUUCCUAAAUUCUGAGCAUCUCCUCAUCGUUUUUGGUGUAUCUCACCAAAUUUGCACAUGAACAUAAAUUUCCAGUUUAUGGAUGCAGCUACUGAUGUUAAUAAGUAGUCCCAUUCUAUUUUGCUGACAUUGUUGGACACUUAAAUGAAUUUCAGAUGGAAUCCUUUGUUUGGGGAGGGGUAGGGAAGAUGAUUCAGAUUGGCAGUGAGGAUAUUCAGGCUGGAAUGUUUUAUUCAUUACAUAUGAAUAUCAUUACAGCAUUGCAUAUUAUACCAUUAGAAAAUCAUUCAUGUUCCUGAUAAGGUGAGGCAUCCACAUACCUCUCUCAUUUUCACAUUUUGCAUCAUAUAAAAGUUUAGUUGUAUAAAAUUCUACUGAUAUUACAUUUGUCCAAUGACAUAAAGCAGCAAGAUUUGUAAUAUAUGGUAAUCUAAAGUUAGUUUUACAGUGGCAUCUCAAAUCUCAGUGAAAUUAGAUUAUAUCACUUAAAAUGAGACCACAUUUUCCACCAUUUCCAGAUGGAUGUUGAAGAGGUUAGGAGAUGUUGAUUCACCUAUUUCUAUGUACAGAAAACAAUUUAUUAUGUUUUAAAUCUAUUUUUAAAUGGUAUUUUACCUGAAAAUGCCAUUUAGAGAAGAGCUUCUGAUUAGAAAGGGAAAACAGUAUUACCCCAAAACACUUGAAUUUGUGUCCUCUCUGCCUAAUCCUAACCAGUGAGGGGAGGACAAAUACCUGGUGGUGGUUGAAUUAUCAUUGCAUAGAGAUAAGUUUCUUCAAAUCCAGUGUUUUAUUUCAAAGCUGCCUAGUACAGCAGCUGUUCCUAUUCCUUGGUUGUGGUUACCAGUCAUUUUGCUGGAGAUUUAAGCUGGAAGCUUCUGCCUCCUUGGCCUUGCAGUCUCCUGAGGUGUAAAUUGUCCUGCACAAGGGACAGCCCCUGUGAAGUGCUGUAAUGCUCACCACUUCAGCCAAGCUCUUAAAAGCAGGUGUAAAGCCAGGCAGGCUAAGAGAUGAUACAGGAUUGAUUAGGAUUUCUUGCAUGCAUAGCCAAGGAAUGUUAACUUCUUGUAAAAUGCAGAAAGUGUUCAGGGAAGAGAAAUCAGUUCUUCCUUGCCUGCCACUGGAAUCAAAUUGUGCUCCCAUUUUCUCUUUUUUAUGGCAAGUGGAUCUUGGAUUACUGUUUAGACAGUAUCCAAGGGUGAUGUCAGUAACAACUGCCACUGUCUGAAAGAGGUGAACUCCUGGUGGUUAAGGGAGGAAUUUAAUCCUUUCUGGGAGGGAAGGGCAAGUUACCCUUGGAUGUUGUGUUUCUGGCUGGUGCUGUAACCAGCUGUGAGCAGCCUUGCAACACAUGGCAACAUCUUUUUGCUGUAAAUUGCAGAGGUCGUGGGAAAGUAGUGCCCAUGGCCUUUUUCUUUUUUUUUUUGUUUUGUUUUGAGAGUGAGGGAGGAGCUCUUCACCCAUUAAUGGAGGAAUGUCUCAUUUCUCAAGCUCAGUUGGUCUUAGGUAGUGAGGUACUAAAAUGACCAGAUUUUUGGACCUAAUAUUUUUUGUACCUAACAUGCUGAAAUAGAACCAGAGGACUGCUAUUCAGAUGAAUGUUUUCAGUGCCUAUCCAAAGUUCUGCUUUAGAUACCUAAAGCCUCUCUGGGAUGUGGCUUUUUUUGCUGUUUCAGUUCAUAGCAUUAAGGUAUCAGCUGUCAAUGAAAGGUGGAGCACUCACCUCUGAAGACAGUUGAAUAGUCUGUUUUGUGUAGAACCUAUGCAGUGUAGGGACUAUAGCAAAAUCAAACAAAAGGAUUUGUUUCCCUCAUAAGGUGUUGAUGCCAAAUCUUUUGGGAUUUUCCUUGAGAAGGAAGCAUGUGUGACAACACCACUACCCAUUACAGGGAGGAGGUGGAAAGUGCCUGUCCAAAAUGUGCAUGCAAAGGAUGUAGAGUGUAAUUAUUGACACUUUUUGGUGUAGUUUAAU
Messenger RNA from Ficedula albicollis (Collared flycatcher), 4706 nucleotides. RefSeq names its product eukaryotic elongation factor 2 kinase (gene EEF2K). Gene Ontology annotation, biological process: protein phosphorylation. The coding region runs from base 198 to 2357 and encodes 719 amino acids. Gene Ontology annotation, molecular function: ATP binding; elongation factor-2 kinase activity; calcium ion binding. The record is from RefSeq and is a predicted model, not a curated record. The transcript is spliced from 18 exons. Lineage: Eukaryota; Metazoa; Chordata; Aves; Passeriformes; Muscicapidae.